Molecule: messenger RNA, 3467 nt
Organism: Papaver somniferum (opium poppy)
Lineage: Eukaryota; Viridiplantae; Streptophyta; Magnoliopsida; Ranunculales; Papaveraceae
Product: probable serine/threonine-protein kinase kinX
Exons: 4
Coding region: 134-3433 (1099 amino acids)
Biological process (GO): gene silencing by siRNA-directed DNA methylation
Source: RefSeq, a predicted model, not a curated record
CUCUCUCUCUCUAAAAACCUUCCAUAUUUGGGUUGUCAACGGUUCAGUUUCCUCCUCCUGCAUAUUUUUCUACCUUUCAAUAUCUUUAUUAGGAAAUAUAUCUCGCCGGCAGGAGUAGUUUACAAGGGUAGGGAUGGAUUUCUCGACCAUAGCGAGGAGAACCAGGUCUAGAGAUCCUGAGUUUUACAGACAGCUGCAUGAGAAACUCAAGAAUGAGAGAAGAGCAAGCAGUAAUGGUGGUGGACAGGCUUCUUCAAGUGGAGCUAGUAGGAGUUCUACUGCUCAAAAUCUAGGUGGUGUUGGGACUUCUAACGGAGGUGGUGGUGGGAGUUCUACUCGUCCUAGUACCAGUCAAAAUGUCAUUGUUGUUGAUCAUGAAGAAGAUGAAGAGGAGAAUAGAAGGAGGUUGAAGAAACAGAGACCUAUUAUUAGCAACAAAGUGACGGAGAUAAACAAAGAGAGACAAAGAGAAGAAGCAGAGAGAACAAUCAGAGAAUUGGAGAGAGCGAGACAAGAAGCAGAGUUCAAGAAGGAGAUUAACAAAGGAAGUACCUACAUCCGAAGUGAUAGGAAGAAAGAAGAAGAAGAGGCACAUAAGAAGAUUCUUGAAUGGAGACGAUUGAGAGCACAAGCAGAGAGGAUUCCGAAGAAGAAAGAGAUUAACAUAGAAAAUACCAGCUUCAGAAGUGACCGGAAGAAAGAAGAAGAAGAGUCACAUAAAAGGAUUCUUGAAUGGAGACGAUCGAGAGAAGAAGCAGAGAGGAAGAAAGAGAUUAACAAAGAAGACACCUACUUCAGAAGUGGCAGGAAGAAAGAAGAAGAAGAAGAAGAAGCCCAUAAAAAGAUUCUUGAAUGGAGACGAAUGAGAGAAGAAGCGUCAACAAAAGAAAAUGCUGCUUCCACUUCUGAUCUGAAGGGGAAAGCCAAGAUGGAUUCUGAAGGAUCUUCUAAACACGAGAAUGUGGUUCAUAUUGAUGAUGAAGAGACUGAGUCGGAUUCUUCGAGUGAGUCGAGCUCCGAAUUUGAAUUCACUACCUGUGAUGAUGAUAAUUCGGAUGAUGAGGAUUUUGAUAUACAUGAAGUUGAAGAGGAUGAGGAAGAUUCAGACGAAGACGCAGAUGAAUUGGAGGUGGAAGAGGAAUCUGGAGAUAGUGAAGAUUCUGACGCUGUUAUUGCUCUUCCUAAACCACAGAAGGUGAAGCGUAAGGUGGCUAAGGUUGAAGUUAAAGAGAAAAGAACAAUUAUUGAUUUGGAGAAAGAGGUGAAGAAGACGGUUGCAGCUAAGAAAAAAGUCUCCAAGAAAAAUAUAAUUACUGAACCAGCACAUCAAACUCUUAGUGAUGAUUCUGAUGACAGUAUUGCAAUUCCAGAAAACCAGAACGCCAGUGUAAAUGUUGAAGAGCAAAGCACUUUUGAUGGUUUGGAGGAUGUAAUAGAGGUGGAGUCAAUUCCGCCCAAGAAAAACUCCAACAGUAAUAUAGUUGGUGAAUCGGCACAUCAAGUUCUUAGCCAUAAUGAUUCUGAAGAUGGUAAUGUGCUUCCAACAAAACAAAGUUCCAGUACUGCUGAUGUUGAAGUUCAAGCGAAAAGAACUUCAGUUGAUGUGGAUGAGGAGAAGAUUGAGUCUGAAAAAAAUUCCAAGAGAAAAAGAGUUCCUGAACAAGCAAUUCAAGCUCCUGCCACCAAGAAAAGCUCCAUCAAGAAUAGAGUUGGUGAAUCAGCUCACCCAGCUCUCAGCGAUGAUGAUUCUAAUGACGGUAUUGUAUUUGCACAAAACAAGAAUGCCACUGCAGAUGCUGAAGUUGAAGAGCAAAGAACUUUCGUUAGCGUGGAGGAGGUAGUGGAGGUGGAGACAGUCACGGCAAAGGAAAGCUCCACCAGAAAUAUAGUUGGUGAACCGGCACACCAAGCUAGCGGUAAUGAUUCUAAUAACGGUAUUCCACUUCCAGAAAACCAGAGUGCCGAUGCAUAUGUUGAAGCUGAAGUGCAAAGUACUUUUGUUAGCUUGGAGGAUGUGGUGGAGGUGGAGACAGUCACGGCCGAGAAAAGCUCCAACAGAAAUGUAGUUGGUGAACCGAAACAUCAAGGUCUCGUUGAUGAUUCCGAAGAUGGUAUUGCGCUUCCAACGAAACAAAGUGUCAGUGCUGAUGUUGAAGUUAUAGCAAAAACAACUUCAGAUGAUCUGGAGGAGGAGAAGAUUGAGGCUGAAAAAACUUCCAAGAGAAAAAGAGUCGGUGAAGUAGCAUUUCAAGCUCCUGCCAAGAGUGAAAAGAAAAACCCCAUGCCUUGCAGUUCUACAGCAAAAGUUACAAGGGUGGAAUCUGGUUCAACACGUUCUGUGGAGCAGAAGACGGAGAAUAAGACUUAUGGUACUCGUCUACUUGACAAAAAGAAUAAUGCUCCUCGAAGUGGGAAGGCCAGUGCUUAUCAAACUCCUCCAGUAUGUGACGAGGCUGAGUAUCAUUCUCUGUCAAAGAAUGAGAAGAAGAAAAACCUUGGUACUCGUGCAGCUCGUAUCGAGACAAAGAAUCAUUCUCCAUUGAAAAAUGGAAAGAUUGGUUAUUGUCAGAUUAGUCCAGUACGUGAUGAGGCAGCAUUUCAUUCUCUUUCCGAUGAUGAUGCUCGUACCGGUGAUGCUGGCAUUGACAAUUAUGUCGAGGAUGAUGAUCUUGGCAUUGACGAUCUUUCUGAGGUUGAUAAUGCUGUUAAUGAUGAGGAUGCUGACGCUUAUGAUUAUUUACUUGACGAUGAUAUUGAUGUCGCGGAAAAGGAGGAUGGAGAUUUAGGAGGCAAGCGUGUACAAAGUCCAAAGAUUGAUCCCCUUUUCAAGCUCUUUCUAAAUACUAUCUGGGAGAAAGGGGAAGGAAUUGAGAAAGAGCGUGAGGUCGUUGAAGUUGCUCCUGUUGUCCCUGAGCCAGUGAAUAUAUACAAGUUUAACUAUGGUGUUGAGAAACGCCCGCCAAAGGAGAAGUCAGAUUAUGAGAUAGAAAUGGAUCAGCUGUGGGCCGAGUAUGAAUUUGCGCUAAAAUCUUGCGAGCUUGAUACUGCUGCUUCUUCCACUGUUGCAAUGGAAGAAGAUGAGGAGCAACAAAUUGUAACGGAAGGAUUUACUUCCUGUGGUGUAGGAAAGCAUCAACUCAUUCUUGACGAAGAAAUUGUGAUCCGAUGCAUGUUUUGCUCUUUAGUGAAGCGAGAAAUCCGACAUAUAUUACCUGCCUUUGGAACACCAUGUGCUAGAGAAAGACCAAGUCGGAUAUUGUCUCCUGAUGAUCCAGAGUUCUGUAUGUUCGAUAGCUUUCCAUUGCAAGCAACCGGUGGUGAUAAGGAUUCUAAUGUUCAUCCCACAGGAACUGUCUGGGAUAAGUUCCCUGCCGUAAAAGAAAAUCUGUAUCCCCAUCAGAUUGAAGGUUUUGAGUUUUUGUGGAGAAACUAAGCAGGAGGCAUUAAUCUUGAUGGGAAAAACAAGA